Messenger RNA from Salvelinus namaycush (lake trout), 1691 nucleotides. Its product is annotated as heparan sulfate glucosamine 3-O-sulfotransferase 6-like. Bases 1 to 1047 code for a protein of 348 amino acids. The transcript has 2 exons. The record is from RefSeq and is a predicted model, not a curated record. Lineage: Eukaryota; Metazoa; Chordata; Actinopteri; Salmoniformes; Salmonidae. Gene Ontology annotation, molecular function: [heparan sulfate]-glucosamine 3-sulfotransferase activity.
AUGUUCGACCAUCAUACUGUAAACAGAGACUAUGAUGUAUCGGACCGUACGUACGACAACCUGCUGCCGCCAGCGCGACUCUAUCCUCACCACCCGGGCGCACCGACUCCCUGGAACAGGACAGACACUUCAACGGGCGCCGCGCUCCACCGUGCAGACGAACAGGUCGCCACGCUAAAGUGGGUUGAAGGCGGACUGCUCCCACAAGAGAUACCGAAUAGCCCUAAGGAAAAUCUAGCUGCUAACGGCAUCCCCAUGUCCAACACAUUUGAGAGUAAGAAGUUCCCACAAGCCAUCAUAAUCGGUGUGAAGAAAGGCGGAACGCGCGCUCUGCUGGAGUUCCUACGGAUUCAUCCGGAUGUGAGAGCUGUCGGGGCAGAACCUCACUUUUUCGACAGGUUCUACGAGAAAGGACUUGAGUGGUACAGGAACCUGAUGCCUCGGACCCUGGAAGGUCAGAUCACCAUGGAGAAGACGCCCAGCUACUUUGUGACCAAGGAGGCUCCUCGUCGCCUCUGCACCAUGAACUGCCGCACCAAGCUCAUUGUAGUCGUCCGCGACCCCGUGACCCGGGCAGUCUCCGACUAUACCCAGACGCUUUCUAAACAACCCGGCCUCCCCUCCUUCCAGAGCCUGGCCCUCAAGAAUACCUCUACGGGAUUGGUCGACACCUCGUGGAGCGCCGUGCGCAUCGGCCUGUACGCCAAGCACCUGGAGAACUGGCUCCAGCACUUCCCCUUAUCUCACUUCCUGUUCGUCAGCGGCGAGCGGCUGGUGUCCGACCCGGCGGGGGAGAUGGGCCGGGUGCAGGACUUCCUGGGUCUGAAGAGGGUGGUGAGCGACAAGCACUUUUACUUCAACCAGACUAAGGGAUUUCCCUGUCUGAAGAAGCCAGAGGGAAGCAGCAGGCCCCGGUGUCUGGGGAAGUCCAAAGGAAGGCCUCAUCCACAGAUCUCACCAGAGGUACUGCAGAGGCUCAGGGACUUCUACAGGCCAUUCAACCUCAGGUUCUACCGGAUGACUGGACAAGACUUUGGAUGGGACUGAGCCGUCCACCAAUGUUACAUGGAAAAUCAAACUAAAGGAUGAAAAUGAUUACUUUAAAACAUGUGGAGAGGUCACUGCUUUCAUCAAGACAAGAAACACAAGACUGACAUUACAUUUGUCAAUGAGGGAACAGGGGUUCUAGGUUACCACUUUGACUUGUGACAUGGUAUGCAUUAUACAAAAUGUUGGCAUUUUUUGGUAUUUUAUGGAACAGUGAUAUAAAGCUGUCAUUUAUAGUUUCAGUUACAAUAUUUGUAUGUUGCUACAUGUAAGAAUAAUGUAAGAACUAAUUGUUUUCCCAGUGUAAAGUACAUGAACCAGGAGAUAAGGAUAAAUGUCACAGUAAGUAGACCAAAGGACGUUGAUGACUUGAUACCUCUGUGUGAGGAGACUCAUGUUACAAUGAAUUAUACAAAGGAUUAUAACUAACCUGUUUCUGACCAGCGUGUGUGUAUGUGUGUGUAUGUAUGUUUGUGUGUGUGCAUGUUUAAGAUACCGUAAGAAAAGUUUAUUUAUUGCAAUAUGUGUACGUAGCUUUAAUUAUUCUUGUGACCACCCAAUUAAGCAACAAAACCUUUCUUUAUCAGGGUUGACAAUCCUUUUCUUUUGACUUUUGACUUGUGUUUUCAAUGGUACUGUAGAUC